Molecule: messenger RNA, 1204 nt
Organism: Copidosoma floridanum
Lineage: Eukaryota; Metazoa; Arthropoda; Insecta; Hymenoptera; Encyrtidae
Product: pyridoxine/pyridoxamine 5'-phosphate oxidase
Biological process (GO): pyridoxine biosynthetic process; pyridoxal 5'-phosphate biosynthetic process
Molecular function (GO): FMN binding; pyridoxamine phosphate oxidase activity
Source: RefSeq, a predicted model, not a curated record
UAAAGAUGUUGGAAUCUGUAAUCCAAAGUUACAUAAGCCUCUGACCUCUUUUUCAUCUCCCUGUGUGUUAGACACACAACCUCCAAUAAGCCAGCUGAGAAAUGAUAGUGUAAAACAAAAACGAAGUGCGACGACCAUCAGCUGAACUGGUAACAGUACGCGACACGUUUACAACAGAGAAGUUUUCUACGGUGAAACAACAGCGCGCUCCGAGGAUCGACGAAAGUCAUUGCCAUCUUCGUCACGCGCCAGUUGUAUAUGUACCUACGUUGUUGCGUCGCAUGGCAUGCAAAUCAGUAUUGACGGCAGUAUCGUUUCGUCGCUUGUUCAGGCUCGGAGGGUUCAAUAACAAAAGACUGCUCGUCAGUUGUUUGGCUACAGGAAACGGCAAUUGUAACAGGUGGAAAAUGGCUAGUGCAACAGGCAAAGAUUCGUCAAACGAAGCUAAAUCUUGUAAACCUUACAGUAUUAACAUAGGAGGUAUGAGAAUCAGAUACAUGGAGAAAAGCGAAACUUUUACAGAAGAUCAUUUAGUGAGCAAGGAGCCAUUUAGGCAGUUUAAAGAAUGGUUUUCCAUUGCCAGCAAAACACCUGGAAUUGCUGAAUCUAAUGCAAUGUUUUUAGCUACUGCUACAAAGGAUGGGAUGCCAUCUGUCAGACCUGUCUUGCUCAAAAGCUAUGGUACUGAUGGGUUCAAAUUUUACACAAAUUAUGAAAGUCGCAAGGCACGUGAGUUGGAUGAAAAUCCUAAUGCUGCAUUAGCAUUUUUUUGGGAACCUCUAAGACGAACGGUAAGGAUAGAAGGAACUGUUGAAAAAACGUCUGCAGAAGAUUCAGAUGAAUACUUCAACAGCCGGCCGUAUCAUGGCCAAAUUGGAUCAGUGUCAAGUAGACAGAGUACUGUUAUACCUAACAGAGAAUUUCUAAUAGAAAAAGAAAAACGGUUGGAAAAAGAAUAUCCUGAUACAGUUAAAAGACCAGAGUGGUGGGGUGGAUACAUAGUAAUUCCAAAGACUAUAGAAUUCUGGCAAGGGCAAAGUGAUCGCCUUCACGACAGAAUACGAUUUAGACGACCAAAGGUUGAUGAGAAAGUAGAUAACUAUUUGGUUCACCAAGGAGAAGAUGGCUGGGUUUAUGAAAGACUUUCCCCAUAAAUAUAACAUUAUAAAUUUAGUUUUAAAUGCAAAUAUUUUUACAUACUUAC